GCCCCCCGCCCCUGCUUAUUUGAUCUCUCUUUCUCUUUUUCUUUCAAAUAAAUGACAAAAUCUUAAAACAAAAAACCCUCUUAGAUGAAAAUACCCCUGCUUUCAAAGAUUCCAGAGCAGUAAUAAUGUGCCUUUCUUACUUCUUACAGCUGCGUGUUCACAGUGAUUAGCUAACUUGCUUGCUAGACCAAAAGAGCAAGUUAAUCUCUUUCUCUAUUGCUUCUCCCUUUCCCUCUAUCUUACUAGCAAUCUAAUCAGAGUUAUGAGCUUGGCAAAAACAAUGCAUUUUACUAAAUUUGGUUUUGUUACCUGGAAUACUCAACAUUUUUCUUUCUGCUAUAUUGGAUUAAUGGGCUAUUUUUUCAAAAACUAAAUGAAAAUAAGAGGAAUUUUGUAAUAAUUUCUAGGCAAUCUCCAGCAGUAUUUCUUAGUCCUCUCUACAGAUUUUUUUGUCCAAGAAUCUCAGCUCACUAUAGAGUAGAUUUCUUGGUCCUUCUGCAAAUGGAAAUUGAGUAGAAGUACAACAUUCUCUGGGCUCUGAGAUUUGGAAGGUCUCCCACUGAAAGGAGAGCUUGAUUCAUGGAGCUCAGUCUCUGUGGCAACACAGUACUUUGUUUCAACCUUGGGAUGGUUGGCUAGUCUGCUGAAAGGGUGGCCAGCAAGGGGACCUCAUAGAACAUUGUGUAUAUUUCCACUUCUCAGAUUCAGAUGUCAGCUAGGCAAAGGUGCAUAGGGCACCAAGUGUGGGAAACAUUCAAGUAAAAAAGAUACUAACUUUUUUGCCUAUAGCGUAUCCCUUGCAAAGCUUCUUUUUUUGUUGACUAAUUGACCAAAAACCAAAAGUAAAUUAAAGUUAAAUUAAGGAGUUUAGAAUCUAUUCAUUCUCAGUGAAGUUACCUUAGUUUUCCUAAACAUCUUUCCACAGGCUUUGGGGAAAGCUUCCCAGACUCAGAAUCAGUCUCGUUCCAUUACUAGGAGAGUAAAUGGUGUCUGUGAAACCGAGCUAGCUGUACAGCGGGGGAAGACAGCAAAAGGAGAGAAGAUAAAAUGAAUCACAAGUCACUGACCAGGACUUUUGCACAGCAGUCCACUCACUUGCCCGCAACGGACUUGUCACUAGCUAUUGACCUUAAGCGAGUCAUUUAACUUCUUCAUCUGUAGCCACAGUAGCAAAGUCUAUUGGCAAUUAUGAACCCGAUUAAACUAAGUGCUUUAUUGGUAUUACCCCUUCUCAGAACAGCCCUCUGGAGUGCAUAUUGUUAUCCAGGUUUACAAAUGAAGAGCCUGAGCUUUGAAGAGUGGUUCAGUGGCCUAUCCAAGGUCACAGAGAUAGUGACUAGCGGGUGCUGCAAUUUUGUUUUCAUCUGAGACUGAGACGCCAUGUAUCUCUCAGUCUGCUAUGCUGAAGUGCGAAAUGGAGGUGGAAGAGAAAUUUGGGAGAGGACGAAAGGAAAUGGAGUCGAUGAUUUAGGGGUGAGAAGGGGUCGGGAAGCUCAUAAGGAACAGAAAACAAGAGGGGAGAGAGACUGGAAGGGUAGAUUAAGGUGGCAGGCAAUACCCAUCAGUAGCCUAUGAUCUAGAAAGUCUCUCCUGGGGUAGAAAACACUGAGGUUUUAUGGCCUUUUGAAAGUCAUUCUUGGUUUCUGACUUUCCAUCAUUCCUUACAUCUCAUCAGUCACCAAAUCCCCGGUUCCAUUUGACUGUUUGUUCCCUCCGUGUCAUCAGCUAACAGUUGCCAUUGGCUGGCCUGCACCACCUCCACCACACUCACAGCAACCACCUGCUUCCACGCACUCCAACCAAAGGGAUUCUAGCAUGGCAUCCGUUAUUUCUGGAUACUUCACCACAUACUCUAUAUGCGCCAAGCUUGAACUACUUGUUCCUGUGGUGGGCCAUGCUCUUUUAUUCCUUGUGGGCAAUCCUUUUUUCUCUUCCCCCAGAAACCCCUCCUUAUCCUUCAAUCUUCACCUCAAAGAUCCUCUCAAGACUACCUGUCUCUACUCCUUUCCUAGGAAAUGCUUGACCUGGUUUUUCUUUUUCUAAACUGAUAACGCCAAUUAGCCACGAGGUGGCAGCAUAACGCUAGGGAAUUAACUGCUUGACUCGACACCUGUUCUUUCCGUUUCGAUUGUAAACUAGCAUUUAUCUUGGAUUGUGGAACUGUAGAACAAGAAGGGGCAAACUCUACGGUCCAUUUGGCCUGGUGGUUUUCAGAAGCUGCGUUAAGAAGCCCCAGGAGCGCCUAGGAAUUCUAUUUCCUGCUGCAAACAGGAACGUUUUAUUUUUACACCCAGACCUUUAAUCUAGUGUAGUCCUUCAUCUGACAAGUGGGAAGCAGGAGCCCAGAGAGGCAGCUUGCCUGAGCUAGUGAGUCUGACUGCAGAGAUGCAGCUCAAGAUCCCAGGUUUAUAAUUUCCCAGUUCUCGGAGCUGCACACUGCUGUGCCGUCAGAGGUCUCAGGCUUACCCCACAGGUUGUGGGGCAAACUUGGGAAAGAGUUUGAGGAAAAGAACAUUCUUGACUUGCCAUUUUGUUGCCUUGUAACUACUCUGUUGGCAAUAAAUUAAUAACAGAGCAUAAAAUAUUGUCAUGCAUAUGCUCUAUAUCCAUCUGAAAUAACUCCCUAAAGCUAAGGUCUGUUUUACUUUUCUCUGUGUAUCUUCGUAUCACCUAGAGUGAAUGUCUGCAUUUGGAACUCUCAUCUUCAUGCAACACUGAUUGAGGGUUUGUCCAGUGGUGGGUGCAGGGGUCCAUAGCUUAAAUAAGGCUUGGUCCUUGCCCCUGGAAAAAGUCUAGUAAGAGUCUGAGGGGAGAGAGAUAUGUAAGUGGAUAAUUUAUUUUUUUAUGCGAUGAGUACCGUGAGUUAGGGGAACAAAGAGGAGGAAGCCAUGAACUUGGGUCUGGCUUAUCUUAGGGCACUCUUUUAUUUUGCUUCAUUUUAAGCCUUCAGAAAGUUUUCCUUCCUGUUGUUGACAGCUAAAGUCGUCUGCCAGAAGGUAGGUGUUGGGAGGUGAGGUAGAACUCCGUAUUUCCUCCUCAACAUCAAAGAGAAAGGAAAUUUCCAAAGUGGGGACUAUGUUCUUGGUCUUUAGUUUUUUAGGAAUAAAGCCGCCCAACUCCCCAGUUCCUCUCUUUAUUCGCCUCACACUUCAGAUCACUUUCUAUGAGGACAAGCACUUUCAAGGCCGCCACUAUGACUGUGACUGCGACUGCGCCGAUUUCCACAUGUACCUGAGUCGCUGCAACUCCAUUCGAGUGGAGGGAGGCACCUGGGCCGUGUACGAAAGGCCCAACUUCGCGGGCUACAUGUACAUCCUGCCCCGGGGCGAGUACCCCGAGUACCAGCACUGGAUGGGCCUCAACGACCGCCUCAGCUCCUGCCGAGCUGUUCACCUGUCUAGUGGAGGCCAGUAUAAGAUUCAGAUCUUCGAGAAAGGAGAUUUUAAUGGUCAGAUGUACGAAACCACUGAAGAUUGCCCUUCCAUCAUGGAGCAGUUUCACAUGCGAGAGGUGCACUCCAGUAAGGUGCUGGAUGGCGUCUGGAUUUUCUACGAGCUACCCAACUACCGCGGCAGACAGUACCUCCUGGACAAGAAGGAGUACCGGAAGCCCAUCGAUUGGGGUGCAGCUUCCCCAGCUGUGCAGUCUUUUCGCCGCAUUGUGGAGUAAUGACGUGGAGGGGGCCAAAAGCUUCUCCCGGGGGGCCACUUGCUGGCCAGCCUUGUCACCCAAAUAGGCAUCAUAAAUAAAACAAUUGGCAUGCA
Molecule: messenger RNA, 3764 nt
Organism: Mustela erminea (ermine)
Lineage: Eukaryota; Metazoa; Chordata; Mammalia; Carnivora; Mustelidae
Gene: CRYGS
Product: crystallin gamma S
Exons: 2
Coding region: 3076-3669 (197 amino acids)
Biological process (GO): visual perception; lens development in camera-type eye
Molecular function (GO): structural constituent of eye lens
Source: RefSeq, a predicted model, not a curated record